AUGAAAUUCUCUACUCCUUUGAUUUUCGGUGCAUUGACUGCCUUGGUCACUGCUGCUCCUACUCCAGAGACGGACCUGACCAUUGAUGGCACUCUUGUUCCAAGUGAGGCCAUUCUUGGUGGCUUGUCUAUUCCAGACGAUGUCUACCCAGUUUUCAACUACGAAAACAACACUGCUACUGUUGUUUUCUUGAACGCCACCAUCUUGGCUGAUGCGAAGGCUUCUAAUGCCGAGGCCAAGAGAGACUUGACUUCUAUUGAGGAAGAGUUCUCCAAGAGAGACGCUGAGGCCGACCCAUGGCACUGGGUUGCCUUGAAGAUCGGUCAACCUUUCUUCAAGAGAGAUGCUGAGGCUGAGGCUGAUGCUUGGCAUUGGGUUGCCUUGAAGAUUGGACAACCAUUCUUCAAGAGAAGUGCCGACCCAUGGCACUGGGUUGCUUUGAAGAUUGGGCAGCCAUUCUUCAAGAGAGAUGCUGAGGCUUCUGCUGACCCAUGGCACUGGGUUGCUUUGAAAAUUGGACAACCAUUCUUCUAA
Messenger RNA from Metschnikowia bicuspidata var. bicuspidata NRRL YB-4993, 534 nucleotides. RefSeq lists its product as uncharacterized. Gene Ontology annotation, biological process: mating. Bases 1 to 534 code for a protein of 177 amino acids. NCBI's taxonomy places the organism in Eukaryota, Fungi, Ascomycota, Pichiomycetes, Serinales, Metschnikowiaceae. Gene Ontology annotation, cellular component: extracellular region. The record is from RefSeq and is a predicted model, not a curated record. The transcript has a single exon.